ACUGUCGUGGGGUGUUUCAGUGUAUAAAAUCGUUGUGAAAAUGCCUCCUAAAGCAAGCGGAAAAGCUGUGAAGAAAGCUGGAAAAGCUCAAAAGAAUAUCAGCAAGACUGAUAAGAAAAAGAAGAGGAGGAGAAAGGAAAGCUAUGCAAUCUAUAUCUACAAAGUGCUGAAGCAAGUCCAUCCUGAUACUGGAAUUUCCAGCAAAGCGAUGAGCAUCAUGAACAGUUUCGUGAAUGAUGUAUUUGAGCGAAUUGCUGCUGAAGCUUCACGCCUAGCGCAUUAUAAUAAGCGAUCGACCAUCACAUCCCGGGAGAUCCAAACUGCUGUCAGACUUUUGUUGCCUGGUGAAUUAGCAAAGCACGCUGUUUCUGAAGGCACCAAAGCGGUUACUAAAUACACCAGUUCGAAGUAAACGCCGCUACAUGUUCCUCCAAUCGGUCCUUUUAAGGGCCAACAAUUUUUAUUACGUAAACCACCUCCUUUCUAACAUUUUCUUAAUUUUUACUCCGUGAUAUAUGAUAUUAAUAAAAAUUCUCACAGCUGUUUUCGCAUAA
Molecule: messenger RNA, 554 nt
Organism: Osmia lignaria (orchard mason bee)
Lineage: Eukaryota; Metazoa; Arthropoda; Insecta; Hymenoptera; Megachilidae
Product: histone H2B
Cellular component (GO): nucleosome
Molecular function (GO): DNA binding; structural constituent of chromatin; protein heterodimerization activity
Source: RefSeq, a predicted model, not a curated record